AGCACAUCAGGCUUACACUAGUAGUGGUAGUUCCACCAAAGCAGUGAUAAAUGAUCCGAUGAAAACACCCUUUCCGCAGACUGAUGCAGCGCAUCAGGCUUACACUAGUAGCGGUAGUUCAAGUUCCACCAAAGCAGUUAUAAAUGAUCCGAUGAAAACACCCUUUCCGCAGACUGAUGCAGCGCAAGUUCUCGUUAUGCAUGGAGGCGUGGUUGACCUGUCCCUGUUCCAGCAACAGUGCUCGUCAGGUUCACUACCUGAACACGGCUCAGUAGACUAA
Molecule: messenger RNA, 280 nt
Organism: Amoebophrya sp. A25
Lineage: Eukaryota; Dinophyceae; Syndiniales; Amoebophryaceae
Source: the annotation of a GenBank genome assembly